GAACGGUACGGACAAACUCAUCGUCCCUUCUCUCUCUCGCUCUCUAUCCUUUGCACAACUAGGGUUCCCCAUUACAUUUACAGCAGCACAACCUAAAGCAAAUCUUCUUCUUCGAUUUCGCUGCUCUCGUCUAAGAAUCUGGUAGAGUUGUCGUCUUUAAUCUCUGAAUAAUACUUUCCUUUCACGCCCUAAUUGGCACAAAUGAAAUCGGAGGAAUUGCGGGUAGAGUUCUGCUGAGUUUCAAAGAAAUCCCCGAGGAAGGUAACAACGCCACCUUCGAUUGCUCUCAUUCUGGUUCCUGCGUUCCUUGCCUCUAUUCCGAAAAGGAAUGAACUCAGUGAUAAGGCAGAGCUUGAAUCUGCUGAAACGGCCUCCUGGUGAGGCUGUCGAAAUUCUAAGCUCUGGGCAGUACCAGCAAUGGAGAGGGAUAAGGGUGAAGGUGUUUAACGGAAACCUGGACCAGGCACUGAGGAUAAUGGAGCGAAGGAUGCGGGGGAGUGGAAUUGAGCGGAUGAUUAAGAACGAGCAGACCUACCACCUCAAGAACUCCGAGAAGCGCGUCUUAGCCCGCAAGGCUCUCGAGGUCAAAAUUCGAUCCCAAGAACUCGCUCGUAAGAUGAAGGCAAUCCUCAUCCAGAAAGUCAGGGGUCUAUGAGACUAGCCGCCGGAGUUGGGAAACAAGGACUACAAGUUUCGGUCUAUAGGCAUGUGUUUUUUAGGGGUUUCUCUUGAAGACACUUCAGAGAUGUUUAAAAUUUACAUAUUCUGUUAAAAACAAAAUCAAGCCCCCGCUAAAUUUGAAGUGGUUGUAGUGUUUUUCCCCUUCUUCUUUGGGACACAACAGAAGGUACUGAACUUGUAGCUGACUGAGAAUCUGCUUUUAGCUUUGAAUAAACUGUUAGCUUCCAAUA
Molecule: messenger RNA, 911 nt
Organism: Morus notabilis
Lineage: Eukaryota; Viridiplantae; Streptophyta; Magnoliopsida; Rosales; Moraceae
Exons: 3
Coding region: 329-655 (108 amino acids)
Biological process (GO): translation
Cellular component (GO): ribosome
Molecular function (GO): structural constituent of ribosome
Source: RefSeq, a predicted model, not a curated record